GGUCGCGAGCGAGUGGGAGGGAGAGGGCCGGUGAGUGGAAGAGAGACAGAGAGUCUGGCACAGUCGUCAGCAACAGCAGGGAGACGGAACGAGAGGCGAAAGAAGCCAAAUAGCCAGCUCCUCGCCCAGUGCUUGCUCACUGUCAACGCUUCCCUAAGAUGGCCACCAUGUUGUCGCGGACGAUCAACAUCGCCGAGUCUCUCAGCCGUUUGAACGCCCCUAAGAUCUUGGCUUGUACGAGUAACCUCAACAAGCAGCCGACCAGGAAUCUCAAUGUCCACGAGCACAUUAGCUACAGUAUCCUCAACGAGGCGGGAAUUCCAACUCCCAAAUUUGGCGUGGCCAAAACACCGGAUGAAGCUGCCAAACUCGCUUCGGACUUGAAGACCAAGGAUAUUGUGUUAAAGGCCCAAGUCUUAGCCGGUGGUCGUGGCAAAGGCCAUUUCAAGGAUAGCAGCGUCAGCGGUGUUAAGAUGUGCGAAACACCCGAAGAAGCGAAGCAACUGGCAAGCCAGAUGUUGGGCAAGCUCUUGGUGACGAAGCAAACUGGCGAGGCGGGCAGGAUAUGCAACGCGGUGAUGGUUACGCAGCGGAUGUUCCCACGAAAGGAAUAUUAUCUCGCGGUGAUGAUGGAGCGAGCCUUCGGUGGCCCCGUCAUCAUCGCCUCGAACCAGGGUGGCGUCAACAUCGAGGAGGUCGCGGCGACCAAUCCCGAGGCCAUCACGUACGAGCCCAUUAACAUUAACGAGGGCAUCACGAAGGAUCAGGCCGAGAGGAUCGUCGCCAAAUUAGGACUGUGUAACGUCAAGGACUACAUUUCUGAGAUGAUCGUUAACUUGUACUCUCUCUUCAUCAAGAAAGACGCGAUUCUGCUCGAGAUCAAUCCACUGGCUGAGGACAUUAAUGGGAAAUAUUUUGCGCUCGAUUGCAAAUGUAAGUUUGACGACAACGCGGAGUUCAGGCAGCAAAAGCUAUUCUCGCUACGUGACUGGACGCAGGAAGAUACGAAGGAAGUCGAGGCUGCGAAAUACGAGCUAAAUUACAUUGCAUUGGACGGGAACAUCGGUUGUAUGGUUAAUGGAGCUGGCCUGGCCAUGGCCACUAUGGACAUCAUCAAGUUGCACGGCGGCGAGCCCGCCAACUUCCUGGAUGUUGGCGGAGGCGCCACCGCAUCCGCUGUUAAAGAAGCCUUUAAGAUUAUUACUUCUGAUCCUAAAGUUUAUGCACUUUUAGUUAAUAUUUUUGGUGGCAUUAUGAGGUGCGAUGUUAUCGCCGAAGGUAUUAUUGCUGCGACGAAAGAGCUUGACCUCAAAAUACCUGUUGUUGUUAGACUACAGGGAACCAACGUGGAUGAAGCUAAAGCUCUCAUCGCCAAUGCUGGACUGAAAAUCGUUCCAGUUGACGAUCUCGACGAGGCGGCGCGCGUUGCAGUGAAGCUUUCGACGAUCGUUAAGCUCGCCCACUCUGCAAAUUUGAAUGUUAAUUUCGAGCUCCCCCAAAUUUCCUAAGAUACUUUACUUUAGAUCGACUAUUAUGAAAAUUUGAAGAAGUGAUUAAUUCAAGAGAGAGAGAGAGAGAGAGA
This is a messenger RNA of Ceratosolen solmsi marchali, 1582 nucleotides long. It is a transcript of the gene ScsbetaA, whose product is annotated as Succinyl-coenzyme A synthetase beta subunit, ADP-forming. The record is from RefSeq and is a predicted model, not a curated record. Lineage: Eukaryota; Metazoa; Arthropoda; Insecta; Hymenoptera; Agaonidae. Gene Ontology annotation, biological process: succinyl-CoA metabolic process; tricarboxylic acid cycle. Bases 159 to 1508 code for a protein of 449 amino acids. Gene Ontology annotation, cellular component: succinate-CoA ligase complex; mitochondrion. Gene Ontology annotation, molecular function: metal ion binding; ATP binding; succinate-CoA ligase (ADP-forming) activity. The transcript has 6 exons.